This is a messenger RNA of Thalassophryne amazonica, 2675 nucleotides long. Its product is annotated as putative methyltransferase NSUN7. The coding region runs from base 202 to 2673 and encodes 823 amino acids. The record is from RefSeq and is a predicted model, not a curated record. Gene Ontology annotation, molecular function: methyltransferase activity. The transcript has 13 exons. NCBI's taxonomy places the organism in Eukaryota, Metazoa, Chordata, Actinopteri, Batrachoidiformes, Batrachoididae.
GGCAUGACAAAAAGGUGGCGGGAUCAAGCAGUCGCAUUCAUUCAUGGCAGUCUUAAACUCGGUGCGGAGUGAGAAGUGACUUAUUUUUUGGACAGUUUGUGUUUUAGUGGGUGUGAGUCUGGAUUCUUGGCUGUGUGGCUUACUUUGUGUUGUUGCAGUGACAAAGUCAGCUCCAGUGAGAACGUGAAGAACGACUCUACGAUGGAGGACUUCCUCACCAAUCAGAACCACACGCAUCUGAUAGAUAAGGGGGUGCUCUCCUCUCAACUUCUUCCUCUUCGCUUAUCUUCUCCUUCACCAGGCUGUCGUCCAUCAGAUCAGACCUACCGACUGGCAGCUAGCAUCUUCCAUCAGCUGCACAAACAGAGACCACCCAUGCAACAACUACUGCAUUAUGGGAAAAAGAUGGAUAAUCCACUGCCGGAGAGCAAAGACGAAAUCACACAGAGACAGGCUUAUCAGCUUGCCUUCAACACACUCAAAUACCAAGAUUUACUGGAGGACAUGGUGAUUGACAGCUGCUUCCACACCUCUCAGCAUAUUCCCAGCGACUUGUUGCCACUGGUGAUGGUGAUGCUGUUUGACUUCCAGGACCAAAUGUUUUUGGUCCAAGAACGCCCCGCAAAGGAUGUGCAGGAGUGUGUGCAGGAAGUCAGAGACCUUGAGCGCAUGCUGCACAGGUGUAAGACCAAACUGGCAGCAUCUCUGGCUCGUUGCAGAGUGACACAGAGUUUGCAAAGCAUCUCCUGUGUGCUACCGGAACCCGUCAGGACCAAACAUCGCAGAGCAAAGCUUCUGCCACUCUUUGCGUGGGUCAAUACUCUCAAAAACAGUGUUGAUGAAGUGUGUGAAGUGCUGCGAAGCGUUGGCUUGUGUGAGACAAGGAACAUCUGUGAGCUCAGAGAGACUUCAUUCUGCAGGGAUCUUCUCUGUCCAGACACACUGGUGUUCUCCCAGCAUGCUCUGCUGCAGCACAGAGGCCUCGCCAUUGCACACAAACUGAACAUACAAGACAGGAGUGUGUGUUUGGCAGUGAGUGCGUUGCGCCCCCUGUUGACUGAAAACAGUGGCGUCCUGGUGGCCGGGGCCUUCUCCGCCUUGACAGCGGCUCACAUCGCUUUGACAGCCGCUACGAGCUCAGCCCGGGUGUUACUAUGUGGCGGCGAUCACACACCUUUACAAGUGCAGGAGAUAAAAGGACUCCUCGCACAAGUGGAAGCCAAAAAUGUGAAAAUCUUACCUGAAGGAUUCACUGAUGUGAGAGGGUGGGACGCCGUCGUUCAGAGUGUCAAGGUCAUUAUUGUGCUGCCUCAGUGCUCAUCUUCUGCCCUUAACGACCCAGUACCCACAAUUCAUAGUGAACACGGAGACUGGAAUCUGCUGCAGGACUUGUCUUGCGGCUCUGUAUCAGAGAACAAAAUGCAAACCCUGACCACACAACAGGGACGACUGCUCGCCCACACUCUCACCUUCUCAAAUGUCCAGACUGUGCUUUACUGCACACGUUCGAUGUAUGAAGAUGAAAAUGAGCAGCUGGUGAAGAGAGUAUUAGAUAAGGCACGCACCCACUCCAAACUCCUGCCCUUCAGGCUGAGUGGUCCAGUUUUCUCCAAUGAAUCCCAGAUGGGAAGACAAACAGAUGGUUUCUUCAAACUCGAACCAUCCAAGUGCACCAACGGCUGCUUCAUCGCCCGGCUGACCAGACAGGUGGAUCCUUCUCGUGUAGAAACGGUUCAGGAAGUACUCGCAAGGGCAGCGGCAAUGGGCCUCCUGGGGGAAAUAACUGCUAAGGAGCAAUCCAAAAAUGCUAAAAAGGUUAGAAGUAAGAAGAAAGGUACAUCAAAAAUAACCAGAAAAAUUGUAUCUGGUUCCACUGGAGAGACACCAGAACAGACAGAAAAGCAAGAUGGACAAGACCUGGAAACGGACUGCAUCCUUCCAAUUGGACAUUUAGCCCUCAAAGAACAUCAGGAAGGUGACGUGGACCUCAAGGGUAGAGAGGAAGAAGAGGACGUUAACACAGAGGAAGGCCAGGGAGGAAAUGAAAGAAGGAAGAAGAGAGGACAUAAAAAACAAAAGCACAAGCUCAAACGGCGCUCAAAGCAAUCUCACCAAAGUGGCACAGCCUCCAUGCAUCAUACUAAAAGUCUCCUGAAGAAGCUAAGAAAAAGCAAGGUCAACCAACAUCACAACAAGCAAAUAAAAAGCAAAACCAAGAAGUUGCCUCCCGUUACGCUGCCACUAGCAUCCUCUGACAAAGCCUCCCAUCGCGCCACUCCAGCCUCAUUGGAUGUGGACACGUUCAACAACGCUUCGCUCAAGAUAAAGUCACAGAAAGCCGUAUCUGGAAAGCCACUUUUUCCAGUCCGUCCUGGUCUUGUUCUCCAAACCACGUCUGAUCGGGUACGGAGGCAGAAUACAGAGUCUGAGACAGCAAAGAAGAAAAUAUUGAAUGGUGCAGCUGAACCCAAAAGGCCCGUUAAAGCCCAAGGAAAGGUUGUUGCACAGGAGGAGGUGCAGACAAAGCCUGUUGACUUUGUCCUGCCUCCCAUUACUUCCCUGACCUCCUGCUCUCAAAGCAGCAGGAGUGGGUUUGGCUCCACAACUUUGUCACGGGCCUCCUUCUCCGUCUUUUUGUCAAGUUCAGACAAACUAGACAAUGAAGCAAACUGAUU